Brettanomyces nanus is the source of this 2325-nucleotide messenger RNA. RefSeq lists its product as uncharacterized. The transcript has a single exon. NCBI's taxonomy places the organism in Eukaryota, Fungi, Ascomycota, Pichiomycetes, Pichiales, Pichiaceae. The record is from RefSeq and is a predicted model, not a curated record. The coding region runs from base 1 to 2325 and encodes 774 amino acids.
AUGACACCGGUAAAGGACUUAUCGGUAGUGGAUUCAAUAAUAGUGAAUUUGGUUUCGGUUCGAAAUCUUUAUCAGUUUGAAUAUGAACAGUUAGGCACUUUUCUGAGUCUAAUGAAUCAGUUUGAAGAGGCCAAAUUGAAGAGUCGAGAGUUAUUAAAAAAGAAUGAUAUUUUCAUUAGAGAAUUCAAUGGCGACGUAAAGUUCUAUCGUGAAAGAAUGAAGUGGUUACAGGCUAGAAUUAGCAAGUUAUCGAAGGAUAUAGAGAAUAGAAAGCAGGCCAAGCAGAAGUUGAUGCAAUUAUUUGACAGUUUGCAGAGCUUGGAUACUUUGAAUGACUCAAAUCCGAAUCAAGAAGAAAGUAAUUUGGAAGCUGGACUACCUAUUAUGAAUAUUAGAGAAGAAUUGGACGAAAAUGGAAAUGUGAUGAAGAGUUCUGUUAAGCCAUAUGAGAAGAGUAAGCUUGGGAUAUUCGAGAAGAAUGCAAAUACCACCAAAAAGGCUUCCUCAAUUUCCAGUAAUCUUCAUCCUUAUGGCGUCACAGAAGAAAGUGAUGAAGAUGGUAAUAUCGUUCGAAGUUCAGUUAGAAAGCUACCGGUAUCUGAAAAGAAGAAGAAUGAGACUACCGAUGAUCAGAUUUCGCUAUUGAUGAAAGACAUGGAUUUGAUACCAAAGGAGGAGCCAAGAAUUGUCGAGCUUGAAGAUGGUAUUGAUAGUACUAAGGAUAGCUCUCUAAAGGUUCAACAAAAGAUUGAUUCAUCUAUGUACGCACCCGAAAUUGAUCCAGAAGAUUUGCUCACUCUCGAAGUGAUAGCUAAUGAAGUUAACAACGAUGAUGACGACAAUGAUGAUGACGACAAUGAUGAUGACUGCGAUAUGAAUAAUGAGACAGGAAUUACGAGUUUGGUUCCACCAGAAUCACGUGAUUUACUAUACAAGAGGAUCCAGGAGCUGCGAAUUGCACACAGAGAUACAAGAGACGAUCAAACUGCUGUUAGGAAUGACGAUAGCGAAUUUUCUAAAACGUCAGAGAAGAAAAAGCCCUCUAAGUCAGUUUCUUUUGCUGAGGAUGUUGAUGUGAAGGAAGUUGAAGAUAUAUGGGAUGAUCUUAGAGAAUCUGAACAACAAGGAGGUCAUCCUAAGGUAUCAGAAUUCAAGCUUAUGAUGGAAGGAGCCGCAGCGUUAGAGAAAGAAGAAGUUGAGAAACCUAAAAAUCACGAGACAAUAGCGAAUGGAUUGAUUGUUGGUGAUGUGAUGGAGCACGAUACAGAAGCCCGGGGGAGUAAUAUAGGCUUUCAAGAAACGAAAAAGUCUUCUUUUGACGAACCUGUAGCUGAAGAAACGUCCGAAAAUCUUGUUAAUAUGGAUCGAUUGAAGCCAGAGAAGGGAAUGAUGAGGCUUGGAGGCAAAAAACCUAUUUUUAGGAGCCGAUUGAAUAAAGUGGUUGAAAUGGGUAAGCAAUAUCAGAAGAGGGGGGCAUCUAUAGAGAAGCAGAAGUCAUCGUCCCCAUUUAAAAAGGAUUUUAAAUCGUUAAGACCGGCUAAGAAGGUGAUCACUAAGUCAUUGAAUUCAGAAGUGAUUGAAUCGCCCAAAGAUGAUAAUUCCUUGGUGAAGAACUUACCUUUAGAAGUAGAGGAUUUUGAUAUAGUUCGAGAACAUAUUACAGAAGAAGAUGGAGAAGAUGAAAAUAGUCAGAUGAUUGAAGACUAUAAGAUAGUGGAGUCGAAAAUGAGUAGUGGAAAGGAGCUUCCUAACUUGGAGGAAUUUAAGGAUUCUGAGAAGGUCAUAAAAUUGACAAGCAAGCAGCUGUCUGAAUUGCAGAAACAUAUGAAGAAUGCAACUCUUGAUUAUAAGUCUGUGGGGAACGAUACAGAUACAAUGGCACGUGCAUAUGUGAUGGGUCUGUAUGAUGAUGAUAUUGAGGAAGAUGACGGUGUCAUAGAGGAGGUUGAUGAUUUCAAGAAACAUAAUAAAGAGGUUGAGAAGAAUGAACAGGACGAGAAGGAUGGAAAAGAUGAGAAGGAUGGAAGAGAUGAGAAGGAUGAGAAUGAAGGAGAUGUCGAAGAUGGUCCUAUCAUGGAGGAUAAUAUCAUUGAACAUGAUACUGGUGCACUACAAAAUAUAUCAGAUGAUGACAUUGAUAUUGAAUUGAAUAGUGAGAGUCUUAACAGUGAAAUAGCAUUGGAUUAUACGAGGGCUCAUGAACGCAUGCUAGAGAAAUAUAACGGAGGUUUUAAGAAGACAGACUUGGAGAAGGAGUUUGAACCUUUGGAUGAUGCACCAAAAGUGAGCAGAUUUAAGGCGGCCAGAUUGGGUCGAAAGGCUUAG